Messenger RNA from Colletotrichum godetiae, 825 nucleotides. RefSeq lists its product as uncharacterized. Lineage: Eukaryota; Fungi; Ascomycota; Sordariomycetes; Glomerellales; Glomerellaceae. Bases 190 to 825 code for a protein of 211 amino acids. The transcript has 3 exons. The record is from RefSeq and is a predicted model, not a curated record.
AGGACUUUCUUUCUCCUUACCAAUUAGCAUGUCAAAUAUAAUCAACCUCUGGCCUUAGCCAAGACUCGCUCAAUGGUUAGCAUGUAACUCAUAGACAUAACAACACUUAAACUUCAUGAACGUUCAAAGGGAACAAGAUACGCCAUCCUCUCUCAUACAUGGGAUCGAGAGGAAGCGUCGCAUAGAUACAUGAGCAACCUCGCCGUUGCUUCCACGAAGAAAGGAUUUGCCAAGAUUGCCAAGAGGUGCGAAAUUGCCAAGGCAUCUGGCAUGGAUUGGGCCUGGGUCGAUACAUGUUGCAUCAACAAGAGCAGCAGUGCCGAAUUAACCGAAUCAAUCAAUUCCAUGUGGCGGUGGUAUCAAGAGGCCGAGAUUUGCUACCCCCAUCUCUCCGAUUUCGUAAUGCUACUAGCGGUCAACGGUCGAUUAUCAGAAGAGGGGGCUCCUGGCGUGGACUUCGAGGACUGCCGCUGGUUUACUCGGGGAUGGACCUUACAGGAGCUUCUCACAGUCUACGGCACAGAGGAGUCUUUGCGCAAGCAGAUAUCCGAGAUUACACGUAUGAGUUCCCAUGUCCUCGAAGAUUGUAGCCGCUUGGAUCGCAUACCAAUCGCCAGCAGAAUGUCUUGGGCCGCGGAAAGACAUACCGCUCAAGAGGAGGACCGCGCAUGCAGCUUGUUCGGCAUCUUUGACGUGAAAAUACCUCUAAUCUACGGCGAGGAAUCCAAGGCAUUCUAUCAUCUUCAAGUAGCAAUAUUACAAGAUUUCACUGAUCUCUCCAUGUUUGCUUGGAAUAGUGAAACUACCUAUGUGGGACUCAACUAA